UAGCUUGGCCGUGUAGCUCACAGUGUAGCAUCUCUAGCUACGAAUUUGAUGAUAAUCUGACCUCCUGACGACCUGGUGGUUUUGUUCACCCAUGCCACUGAAGGAUCAGUCAAACUCGACCGCCAUGAAACCAGCAGUGGAUGAGAUGUUUCCGGAGGGUGCUGGGCCGUACGUUGAUCUGGAUGAGGCUGGGGGAAGCACAGGACUGCUGAUGGACCUGGCUGCCAAUGAAAAGGCAGUUCAUUCAGACUUCUUCAAUGAUUUUGAGGAUCUGUUUGAUGAUGAUGACAUCCAGUGACGGAGACUAAUGUGUCUUCAGAGCAGUGAUGGAUGACAUUCACACCACUCCACGUCUUUUUUUCCUCAACAUUUUUUUUUGUGGAAAGCAAACCAACCAUUUACCGUCUAAUGACAUACAAUUUCCUUUCAUAGUUGUCCUAGUUUCAGGCUUCUUAAAACAUCCUUAAAAAGUCUUCAGCGGCUCCAGAUGUUGUGAAAUUCUUAAGAUCCCAAGGAUUCCUUCAUAAGGUUCGUCAAAGUUAUGAGCUUGUAUUGUGCUCAUGUCUUCGACUGCUUCUAAGCUGGAUUGCAGGUUUCAGUGUGCCGGAGAACACCUGUUAGGAGCCUAAUUAUACAUAUGAUGGGCAGAGGCACCAUAUGCUGUCGCCCUUAAACAUACUGCAGAUGGCAUAUGAGAAAUGAUGUUCUGCUGAAAUGGCUUAAAUUAUUUGUAUGACAGUGUGUGGUUUUAUAUCUGCAGUCUGUCACGUUACGUCAUGCAUUUGUACAUAUAUGUACAGUAGUUAUGCAUCCACAGUUGUAUUUUUGUGAUGGAUUGUGCAUGUGACACUGAUCCAAUGUCAAUAAAUAUAGAUGUAUAGAUUUUUGUAUAUAUGAA
Chelmon rostratus (copperband butterflyfish) is the source of this 898-nucleotide messenger RNA. Its product is annotated as COP9 signalosome complex subunit 9. The coding region runs from base 92 to 298 and encodes 68 amino acids. NCBI's taxonomy places the organism in Eukaryota, Metazoa, Chordata, Actinopteri, Chaetodontiformes, Chaetodontidae. Gene Ontology annotation, biological process: negative regulation of protein neddylation. The record is from RefSeq and is a predicted model, not a curated record. The transcript has 3 exons.